AUGCUCCUCGAAGCAUACCUCGAGACGAAGUGGGCGGCUGAUUUGUCGAGGCGCGUUAACGGGCCGCAUCAUCCCGAUACGCUGCAUCUGCAAAGGGCGGCAGAGCUGCAAAAGAGUGCCGGCAACAUUCAGGAAGAGCUGCUCAAGAUGAUUGGUGAACCGGCCGUCCUGUCAGGUGAGGUUGUGACGUACAAGGGGCGCAUUCUCCACGAAGAUGGCUGUGAGUGCAUACCGGCUUUGGUUUACAUGCAGCUGAUCCACCGUCAGUGGUGCAAGAACGUGGAGUUCGCUGUCGCCCGCAACCAGAAGUUCGUCGCUUAUUUCUUUAACUUGUUGCUGCAAAGGAUUGGCAUUGAUGUCGAGUUCCGCGACGUGAAAGAGGAUUUCAUCCAUCGCUUUCUGUCCCAGGACUGUGUCCUCUUUGGCCGUUCUACGAUCUUCUACGUCUUCUUGCAGAAGGUGUCGCCAGAGGCCAAUGCAAAGACAUCAAAGACUUUCCAUGCGAUAGGAGUGGCCUUAGCAAAGGCCCAACCGUGCAAGUCUUUGCUGCAGGGGCUAAGUGCAAAAUUGCGCUCGCCGUACGACAUAGACAAGGCUGCCGGCUUCGGAGAGAGAGACUCAUACGGACAUACUGAGAAGUUGCGCCAUGUUGCGCCCAUGCAGGAAGAGUGGGAAGGUGGCCUCACCCAGAAGGUCGUCAACAGUAUCCUCGGAGAGGUGCACCUCUAUCGGCAUGGCGGUUCUGAGUCUACUCUGUUCAUUGAUGAGCACACAGUUUUCCUCAACGGCUGCACAUGCAUGGACUGUCCAGCAAACCCAUGCCAGAUGCGCUCAAUACAGGCUCGCACCGACGACCCCCUGGAACGAGAGCUUGCUCGGGUCUAUUGCAACCAGCUGCAAAGUCAGAAUCGCGACACGCAGGGCACCUUCAUGCUCCGGGCAUUCUUGCAGCGAGCAAAGCGAGCGCGACUGAAAGUGGACGAAGCGAACGAUCUGACGGCGUGCAUCCGCCCAAAGUCAGGCCUGCACUUCGAGUUGGCUUCACAGGUGCAAGCACUGGUUCUUGAUCAGUGA
Messenger RNA from Symbiodinium sp. CCMP2592, 1074 nucleotides. The record is from the annotation of a GenBank genome assembly. NCBI's taxonomy places the organism in Eukaryota, Dinophyceae, Suessiales, Symbiodiniaceae.